UACUGUGUGGGGGAUCCCCUGAGGGUUGCGCCCAAGGUAGGGCGGUGGUAAAGGCAGCGACGAUUGCCUUUCCCUCCCACCCUCAACGUCCCCGGAGGCAGCUACUGGCCGCCCCUCAAAGGACGUCGAGGGGGGCGCGAUCGUCGCCGCCCCGCCCCGGUCCCGCCCAUCGCCGCCGCCACUUAAACGCCGCCGGGUGCUUCGCCAAGUCAGUGCGGUGCUGGGAGCUGGUGGUGCUGUGUUCUUGCUGUGUAUCUAUCUCCCUCUCGCUUCAAAAUGACCGUGAAAGCAGCUGAGGCGUCUGGUCCUACCUUGACUUACUCGAAGAUGAGGGGGAUGGUGGCCAUCCUCAUCGCUUUCAUGAAGCAGAGAAGAAUGGGACUAAACGAUUUCAUUCAGAAGAUAGCCACCAACUCCUAUGCAUGCAAGCACCCUGAAGUUCAGUCUAUCUUGAAAAUCUCUCAGCCUCAAGAGCCUGAACUUAUGAAUGCUAAUCCUUCUCCUCCGCCCAGUCCUUCACAGCAGAUUAAUCUCGGCCCAUCAUCCAACCCACAUGCCAAACCAUCAGACUUUCAUUUCUUAAAAGUGAUUGGAAAAGGCAGUUUUGGGAAGGUCCUUCUUGCACGGCAUAAGGCAGAAGAGCAGUUCUAUGCUGUUAAAGUCCUGCAGAAAAAAGCAAUCCUGAAGAAGAAAGAGGAGAAGCACAUUAUGUCAGAACGUAAUGUCUUGCUGAAAAAUGUGAAACACCCCUUCCUGGUCGGGCUUCACUUUUCCUUCCAGACUGCAGACAAAUUGUAUUUUGUCCUGGAUUACAUCAAUGGUGGAGAGUUGUUCUACCAUCUCCAGAGGGAGCGUUGCUUCCUGGAGCCGAGAGCCCGAUUUUAUGCUGCUGAAAUUGCCAGUGCACUGGGCUAUCUGCACUCCCUGAACAUUGUUUAUCGAGACUUGAAGCCAGAGAACAUCCUGCUUGAUUCACAGGGCCACAUUGUCUUGACAGACUUUGGACUCUGCAAAGAAAACAUAGAGCACAAUGGCACGACCUCCACCUUCUGCGGCACACCAGAGUAUCUUGCUCCUGAAGUUCUCCAUAAGCAGCCCUAUGACCGGACUGUGGACUGGUGGUGCCUUGGUGCAGUCUUGUACGAGAUGCUUUAUGGCUUGCCACCCUUCUACAGCAGGAACACCGCAGAAAUGUAUGACAAUAUCUUGAACAAACCCUUGCAGCUGAAGCCAAAUAUUACCAACUCAGCUAGACAUCUCCUGGAAGGCCUCUUGCAGAAGGACAGGACAAAGAGACUCGGUGCCAAGGAGGACUUUAUGGAGAUUAAGAAUCACAUCUUCUUCUCCCCAAUUAACUGGGAUGAUCUCAUUAAUAAGAAGAUUACACCCCCUUUUAACCCAAAUGUGAGCGGCCCCAAUGACCUGCGACACUUUGACCCGGAGUUUACAGAUGAACCAGUCCCUAACUCCAUUGGCCAGUCCCCAGACAGCAUCCUCAUCACUGCCAGCGUCAAAGAAGCCGCUGAGGCGUUUUUGGGCUUCUCGUAUGCCCCACCCGUGGACUCUUUCUUGUGAAUGUUUUUAUUUUAUUCUUUUUUAAAUAAUAAUAACUAUUAUUUUUAUUUUUUGUUUGGCCUUCUGGUGGAACUGCCAGUUGACCAGUCACCUUGAAAGAGAAUUUGCACAUUUCCACCAUGGCAGCUUUGCAGCCUUAAUUUCAACUACACUGUUUGCUGGAAGCUUUUUUGAAGAGCACAUCACUCUCUAAAUGAGCUUUACAGGCUUUUCAUUUCCAUUUGUUCUUCCCCCAAAGUGGUGCUGUCUCCUUGGGAAAGAAAAAAUAAAAUGACUGCUGCCAUAGACCGCUGUGGCAGAUCGUAGGAGUAAGAACACCCUGUUUUGUAAUCGUGCUCGAAAAGCCUUGCCUGAAGAUCUAUCUGAACGUGAUAAGGAUUUUAUGAAAUGUGCCUUUUUUCUGAUGAGAUCUUGUGAGCUCCAAAGCUUUCCCUGUUGCAGAGUGUGUUUCUCAGUUCAUUUAUGUGGGUUUACUAUGUGAACAAAUGGUAUGCGUGUGGUCUGCGUACUACAGAUGGACUUAGUUUAAAGCAUCAGUGUGACACUUGCAGGAUACCACAAUGUGGGGCAUUGUUUGUUUCUUCCAUAUUUGGAAGAUAAAUUAAGUGUAAUUUUGAAAUUUCUUUUGUAAAUCUAUACUGUCAACUAAAAUUAUUGAAAUGGGCUCACAAUUACUUGUAUCCAAAUGCUUGAAGAAAGCAUUGCUGCUAUGAAAAAAGAUUUCUAUUUUUAGAAAGGGUUUUUAUGGACCAAAAUGCCCCAGCUGUGCAGUCGGUCAAAGUUCUUGGUUUCUUUUUUUUUUUUUCCUUUCUUUUAGUUUAAAAUAUAUCAUCUGUAAAAUGGGCAUUAUUUAUGGUCUUGGGGUUUGAGGGAUUUUCAUUCCUGAUUGUAUGUAUUGUAAAAAAGAUCUGUACAUUCAGUUGUAACUCUAGAUGUAUAUUUAAACUUACAGACUUACUUGUAAUGUAUACCAUCAUUGUAAUGUAAUAUAAUUAACAUGGUUAUAUGUAUCAUAUUUUUUUGUGACCAGACCCAUAGGUUUGCAGUAAAAUCAUGAAAAAUA
Molecule: messenger RNA, 2638 nt
Organism: Serinus canaria (Common canary)
Lineage: Eukaryota; Metazoa; Chordata; Aves; Passeriformes; Fringillidae
Product: serine/threonine-protein kinase Sgk1
Exons: 12
Coding region: 277-1575 (432 amino acids)
Biological process (GO): protein phosphorylation
Molecular function (GO): protein serine/threonine kinase activity; ATP binding
Source: RefSeq, a predicted model, not a curated record